Molecule: messenger RNA, 2237 nt
Organism: Quercus lobata
Lineage: Eukaryota; Viridiplantae; Streptophyta; Magnoliopsida; Fagales; Fagaceae
Product: ABC transporter G family member 11-like
Exons: 8
Coding region: 1-2145 (714 amino acids)
Cellular component (GO): membrane
Molecular function (GO): ATP binding; ATP hydrolysis activity; ABC-type transporter activity
Source: RefSeq, a predicted model, not a curated record
AUGGAUUCUUCAAUUAAUGUUCCUCGAUGGACACCAAACCCAAGUCCAUCAAAAUCAUUACUAAAAGAGGCCGAGACAAGUGCAGGAUUUGAUGAUGAUAUAGAGAUGCAAAGCAUAGCUUCUGGAGAAGAAGAUGGCAGGUCGACAUGUACCACAGACAAAACGUUAUUCCCAUUUAGCAUUGCUCAUGACUUCGCUAUUUCUAGUGCUCCCCACGUAGAGAUUCAUGAAGCAUCAUCUCUAAACUCCCAAGUUACACAAACGUUGGCGAUAGAACAAGAAAAUCACUUUGCAUUCAAGGAAGUUGAUUUUGUGUCAAAUAGAGAUCUAGGUCUUUUCUUGACAUGGAAGGAACUGUUGGUUACAGUGCCUGAUGGAAAAAGUGGCCGCCGGCCGAUACUUGAGGGGCUAACUGGGUACGCUGAACCGGGAAAGAUGCUGGCUAUCAUGGGUCCUUCUGGCUGCGGCAAGUCAACUCUUUUGGAUUCUUUGGCAGGAAGGUUAAGUUCAAAUACGCAGCAAACUGGGGAGAUCUUGAUAAACGGACGCAAAGAAACACUUGCUUUUGGAACAUCGGCUUAUGUGACUCAGGAUGACACCUUAAUGACAACACUGACAGUAAGGGAAGCAGUAUACUACUCAGCGCAACUCCAACUGCCUGAUUCAAUGUCAAGAUCUGAGAAGAAAGAAAGGGCUGAGAUAACUAUAAGGGAGAUGGGCUUGCAAGACUCCAUGGACACAAGAAUAGGAGGGUGGAGCAUAAAAGGCCUUAGUGGUGGACAAAAGAGAAGGGUUAGCAUUUGUAUUGAAAUAUUGACGCGCCCAAAGCUUCUUUUCCUUGACGAGCCAACUAGUGGACUAGACAGUGCAGCAUCUUUCCAUGUCAUGAGCAGAAUCGUCAAGCUAGCUCGUCAAGAUGGAAGGACUGUUAUUGCAUCAAUCCAUCAACCAAGCAGUGAAGUUUUUGAGCUCUUCAGCAAUCUUUGCCUCCUUUCUACAGGCAUAACAAUUUAUUUUGGUCCUGUUUCAAUGGCAGAGGAGUUGUUUGCUUCAAAUGGCUUCCCAUGCCCAACUCUGAGAAACCCAUCUGAUCACUACCUUAGAAUUAUCAACAAGGACUUUGAUGUAGACAUUGGGCAACCUGGUGGCACGAUAAGGACUGAGGAAGUCAUUAAUAUUCUCGUCAAGUCAUAUAAGUCAUCCAGGACUUUCCAGAAAGUUCAACAAUUGGUAUCUAAGAUAUACCAACAGAAAGGAGGAACUUUGGAGAGGAAGGGAAGCCACACAAAUUUCAUAACCCAGUGCCUAGUUCUAACAAGGAGAUCCUUUGUGAACAUGUAUCGUGAUUUAGGCUAUUAUUGGCUUCGUCUUGCUAUCUAUAUUGCAUUGUGUUUAUGUGUCGGGACUAUCUUCUAUGAUGUUGGAUUCUCCUUUGGCUCCAUUCAGGCAAGAGGUUCAAUGCUGAUGUUUGUUGCGGCUUUUCUGACUUUUAUGGCAAUUGGUGGAUUCCCUUCUUUUGUAGAGGACAUGAAGAUCUUUGGGCGUGAAAGAUUGAAUGGGCACUAUGGAGUUGGAGCAUAUGUGAUUGGAAACACGUUGUCUUCCAUUCCUUACUUGCUUAUCAUCUCAUUAAUUCCUGGAGCAAUAGCUUAUUUCCUUGUUGGCCUUCAAAAGAGUUUUGAACACUUUGUCUACUUUGCAUUGGUCCUCUUUGUGUGCAUGAUGUUGGUUGAAAGCCUAAUGAUGAUCGUUGCGAGUAUAGUGCCAGAUUUCCUCAUGGGCAUCAUUACUGGAGCUGGAAUACAAGGCGUGAUGAUGCUAAAUGGAGGUUUCUUUCGACUACCAAAUGAUCUUCCUAAACCUUUUUGGAGAUACCCAAUGUACUAUAUUGCAUUCCAUAAGUAUGCCAACCAAGGAUUCUACAAGAAUGAGUUUGAAGGAUUAACAUUUCCUAAUAACCAAGUCGGUGGUUCACCUUCCAUUACUGGUGAAGAAAUCUUGCGAAAUACUUGGCAGGUAGAAAUGGGCUACUCCAAGUGGAUUGAUCUUGCUAUCUUGUUGGGGAUGGUGGUUUUAUAUCGGCUUAUGUUUUUGGGCAUUGUAAAGGUUGUCGAAAAGGUUAAGCCGAUUGUUAAAGCUCUUUGAUCUGGACCUUCCAAGCAUUCGAAAUAGAUCGCAAAGAACACUUAGCUAAUAUUCAAUCCUUCACUUCAGGGGUUGAACCGAGAAUUUCUGUU